CUCAGCCAGACUUACUGUGUACGAUUGUAUCCAGGCAUUUACCGUGUAAGAAGUCGAAUAUUUUUAUUUCCGGUCACAGUGGGCCACAUAAUCAUUUUUAUAAAAAAUCACAUAUUUUAAAAUUAAAGAAUGCCUGGAAAAAAGUGCCACGUUUUGCUCCUCAGCUUCCCGGCAUUCGGGCACAUUAUUCCCAUCCUAGAACUGGCCCGCAAGGUCGCCAAGCACCACACCGUCACCCUGGCUCUCUCGGAAUCGAAAAUUGCCGAAAUGAUGAAAAAAGAGAUAUUCAGCAAUGAAUCUACGGAAAACAUCAAACUUCUGCCCAUUAAAGACAAAGCCGUCGGGGACUUCGACAACCCUGAUAACCACAAAGCCGCUUUCGAGAUUGUCUUUACCAGCAUCAUGCCGUCGGCUCAGCAUCUUCUCGCAACCAUCCCGCGUCCGGAUGGAACUGGUGACCGUGAACUUUGGGACUGCCAACCCGUAGACGUUGUUAUUGCCGACAACUUCUUAGCGGGGCCGUUGCAAACGUGCCGGGAACGCGGUAUCCCGUUCUACUGCUUCAACACCGCAGCGCUGUGGUUGACCCGGUAUUUCGCUCUAAUGAAGGAUGAUGCGCCGAUCAUCGCAAUGGAAGAAGUGGACCCGUUCCAUACGCUCCCGGGGCCCAACGACCCACCGCUGGCGUUCGCCGCACCGUUCCUGAAAUUCUUCGGGACGGUUCGAAAAAUUUGGCCGUACGCGCAGGGAAUGAUCCAUAACAGCUUUGAAGCUUUUGAUAAAGACGAAUUGGAGCUGCUUCGCAGACACCCGGAUAUGCAACAUCUUUCGCAUUUUUUGGUCGGGCCGUUGCUGCCGGAGUCUGCGGGAAAAGUCUCGGAUACCGAUCUCGCUUUAUCCGAAAAAGUGAAGAACUGGUUGGCGAAACAGGAACCUCGAGAGGUUGUAUACGUCUCAUUUGGAACGAUGGCCGUUCCCGUUCCGGAACAAAUCACCCAGCUGGCCAACGCCCUGAUUAGUCUGAAUAAACCGUUCAUCUGGUCGCUCCGAGAGACCAAGCAUCAGUUCCUCCCGGAAGACAUUCGAGAGAAGAUUUCAGGACAGUUUGAAAAUAGUAGCCGUUUUCUUAUUCUGAACUGGGCGCCCCAGAAAAUGAUUCUGGCCGAUCCGGCUAUCGCAGCCGUUGUCACCCAUGGCGGCUGGAACAGUACAUUGGAGACCCUGACCAACGGACUGCCACUGGUGUGUUGGCCGAUGUUUGCUGACCAGUUGGUUAACGCACGCUGGCUAGUUAAAGCCGGUGCGGCGGAGAUGCUGGAGGGAACCGGGAUGAAACCCAAGCGUGUCGUGCCGGCUCAGGAAAUUGCUGACAUCAUUGUCAAGGUCUCCGGACAUGCCAGCGGCGAACCAUACCGGACGGCAGCCAAGCAGUGGCAGAAGGAGAUUGCCGCGGCCAUAGGAUCAGGCGGAAGUUCGUCGAAUGACAUUGCUCGAUUGUGCGCGUUUAAGGAAGUACAAGGAUAAGGAAUCCGCGACACCACCAUUUUAUUUAACGUUUGCACAAACUAUUCUUUAGUGCACGAGUGGAAGUAAAUCAUUUGCAAGCGUUACAGUAAUUAAUUACCGGUAUUAGGCUUGGUCGUUAAUUCGCCAUUUAGCUAGUUUGGUUGUUAAGUUGAUUCAGUAAAUGUGUCAGCAAGCGA
Paramacrobiotus metropolitanus is the source of this 1703-nucleotide messenger RNA. RefSeq lists its product as uncharacterized. Gene Ontology annotation, molecular function: UDP-glycosyltransferase activity. The record is from RefSeq and is a predicted model, not a curated record. Lineage: Eukaryota; Metazoa; Tardigrada; Eutardigrada; Parachela; Macrobiotidae. The transcript has a single exon. The coding region runs from base 130 to 1524 and encodes 464 amino acids.